Messenger RNA from Cantharellus anzutake, 843 nucleotides. RefSeq lists its product as uncharacterized. The transcript has a single exon. NCBI's taxonomy places the organism in Eukaryota, Fungi, Basidiomycota, Agaricomycetes, Cantharellales, Hydnaceae. The record is from RefSeq and is a predicted model, not a curated record. Bases 317 to 550 code for a protein of 77 amino acids.
CUCUUGCCCAACUCAUCCGUCUCAAUGGAAGGCAUGGACGAUAAGCGUAGUCUGGAGGGCAAGACGGUCCCCGUUGAGGGCAUGAAAGGUUUUUGGGACAGUGCUGUCGGCCCGGCUGGGCAAACUAACACCCGAGGCAUGUUCGUCUCUGGGUCAUCGGUAGGCCAUCAGUGUUGCAUAUUUCCGCACAUGGGUUUCAAUUGGUGGAUCUUCUGGAACGAUAUGGAGUUUGGUGAUUUGGGUCGUUAAUGAGGGGCAGGCGGAAAUGGUCUUCUAGCUUCCUAUCGAGGGUAGUUUCACCGUUUUGCGGAGGGAUAUGUGGAUGAGUCUCUCGGGAUUGCUCUCGAAACAUUUCUACCAUGCACUCUUCCAUAUUCUUCCCCAAGGUUAUUCGUAUUUUGUUGGAUGGGUAGCAAUUUUUUGCUUUGAAUUCGUAUCAUUUGGGGUCGUUUUGAAUUUCUGGACGGGACCACUCGACAUGUUGGGGAUUGGCACAGUAGUUGCAUGUCUCGUGGGUCAUUCUCCAGCGAUCCUCGACAUGACUUAUUGAUGAUUCUACUCGCUUAGCUUGCAACAUAUGGCAUUCUUGAUCUAUGGAGCGUUAGGCACUUGGGAUAAUCUGGAUUCUGGGCCUCUAUCGGCAAAGUGCUAUUGAUUACUGGUCUCAUCCUGAUGACCGGAGGGUGGGCCCUCUGUUGACGUUGUACGAGCAGUUCAUUGAUUCGAGUGCCAUUAGCAAUCCGCGGCAUUGGGCAAUGGUUUUCCUUAUUGGAAGAGCCCCGGGGAUGGCAGAGGCAGGUUCAGUUUGAUUGGAAAUUAGCUAGCUGAUUCGAUCUUUCUAUC